UAUUCUUGUACCGCGGCCCUGCAGCCUCGAGCAACUCCGAAUCCUCCCCAGCUUGGUGAAUGUAGCCAAUACUGCUGGAGAUAGACCAAUCGCCGAACGCGACGUCGAUUCUUGGUACCCUUGCCAUUGUCGUUCUCUCAGAGCUUGGACGCCUGCAUGCCAGGAUAACUUCGACCUGGACUUCGCAGUUGCGCCAACCCGUUGUCGCGCGCUUUGGUGUCAUGUCCGCCUUUCACGCUCCGCCCGCCGAGGUCUCCGGUGUACAGCAGCCAGAAUUGUCUCGCUCAGGGUCAGAGUGCGAGACCCAAAAUGGCACCAUGGCAACUAGCGAAUCUUCACUGGAGAACAUGGCAGACGGGAAUGCUCUCGAGCAGUUUGACCCUCAUGAUGAGGAGGAUGUUGACGAUUCCGUGAAAGAGGACAUGAAGAGACUAGAAGAAACAUUCCCAGGGAUAUCUGAUCGCUUUCGAUUGGUCAACCGCAUAGGUGAAGGGACUUUUUCGACGGUCUACAAAGCAGAGGAUCUCCUGUAUGAUCACUAUCAAAAUGACUGGGACACGUUUCAGGACAGUAAAGACGGCAACUGGGUGAACCCUCCAUCUAAGCGACGUUCGGUCGACGGAGAAAAAAGUCCGACAUAUUCUGCGAAGCGACGAAGACCGCGAUACGUUGCUUUGAAGAAGAUCUAUGUUACGAGCAGUCCUCUUCGCAUACAGAAUGAACUCGAGCUGCUCCACGAUCUUCGAGGCUGUCGAUCGGUAUGUCCCUUAAUUACUGCUUUUCGCUAUCAGGACCAGGUCGUAGCAGUCUUGCCCUUCUUUCCGCACACCGAUUUUCGUAUUCAAUAUCGUACAUUCAUGGUUGCGGACAUGCGACAUUACUUUCGAUCCUUGUUUACUGCUUUACACUCGGUUCACAAGCAUAAUAUUCUCCACCGCGAUAUCAAGCCGACUAAUUUUCUCUACAACCCUGAACUCCGAGAGGGCGUAUUGGUGGACUUCGGUCUUGCCGAACGCGAGGGCUCGGAGUAUACCGGUACCUGCUUGUGUGCAAAUUCGGGCCAAAUACGUCGCAAUAGAUUUUUUCAAAGCUAUUACUAUACCCAUUGUGUCUCGUCUCAGCAUACUGCAUCUCUAGGAUAUCCAAAAAAUGACUCCCGUCCUUCAAGGCGCGCCAAUCGAGCAGGAACCAGGGGGUUCCGUGCGCCUGAAGUCCUAUUCAAAUGCACUUCACAAACAACUAAAAUUGAUAUGUGGUCGGCCGGUGUCAUUCUUCUGACGUUACUCGGUCGUCGAUUUCCAUUCUUCAACUCGGCUGAUGAUGUCGACGCUAUGAUCGAAAUGGCCAGCAUAUUCGGCACACGUCGCAUGAAGCAUGCGGCAGCAAUGCAUGGGCAAAUAUUUGAAACCAACAUUCCAACUAUUGGAGAAAAGGGUUACAGCUGGGAGAAGCUUGUGAAAUGGGCGAGUUGCGUGGAGGAGCUGACCGAGAGUGAAAAACAAGCCACUCGUCUAUUGGCUGGGCUCAUGGAAUUAGACCCUUACAAGCGCCUCAGCGCUAAAGAAGCCUUGCAACACGAAUUUUUUGCUGACCCCAUAGAUCACGACGUGGAAUGGGGCGGGAAUCCGGAUGACAGCGGAGAUACCGGCGAGGAGGGUGAUAAAGACGAUGAUGAAGCAGAUGAUGCAGCAGACGAGGUAGCAAUGAUAUAAUAUAUCCUGGAAGAAUUAUGUAUGGC
Molecule: messenger RNA, 1738 nt
Organism: Aspergillus saccharolyticus JOP 1030-1
Lineage: Eukaryota; Fungi; Ascomycota; Eurotiomycetes; Eurotiales; Aspergillaceae
Product: serine/threonine protein kinase CDC7
Exons: 4
Coding region: 222-1712 (496 amino acids)
Biological process (GO): mitotic DNA damage checkpoint signaling; protein phosphorylation
Cellular component (GO): nucleus
Molecular function (GO): ATP binding; protein serine/threonine kinase activity
Source: RefSeq, a predicted model, not a curated record